Carcharodon carcharias (great white shark) is the source of this 2914-nucleotide messenger RNA. RefSeq names its product RecQ helicase-like (gene recql). Gene Ontology annotation, cellular component: cytoplasm; chromosome. Gene Ontology annotation, biological process: double-strand break repair via homologous recombination. Gene Ontology annotation, molecular function: four-way junction helicase activity; ATP binding; nucleic acid binding. NCBI's taxonomy places the organism in Eukaryota, Metazoa, Chordata, Chondrichthyes, Lamniformes, Lamnidae. The record is from RefSeq and is a predicted model, not a curated record. The transcript is spliced from 16 exons. The coding region runs from base 93 to 2105 and encodes 670 amino acids.
GGAUAUGCACUUGAAGUGCUAUAACCUACAGGGCUAUGGACCAAGAACUGUGAGGUCAGAUUAGUCUGAGUGGCUGCUUGGCAUGGAUACAAAUGGCUGAAUGGCUUUCUGCUGUAUUGUGUUUUGAAGGUGUACCAGUAUUUCUGAGGAGUGGCAGUUACUCUGUUUCAAGAAUGGCUGAAGUUUCAGACCUGGAGGAGCAAUUGGCACUGGUUGACAGUGAGAUGCAGGCCUUGGAGGUCCAGAUGCAGGAAUUGCUGGAGAGACAGCAGGUGCUGCAGGAAAGGAAGCAGCAACUAAAGAAGAAGAUAGAAAAACUGUCUGAGAAGAACGAGGGCGGAUCAAGCACAACAUCUAUAGAGGACUGGAGCAAGAAAGAUUUUUCAUGGUCACAGAAGGUUGAUGAGGCUUUGAAGAGCGUGUUUAAACUGCAAACCUUCCGACCAUUGCAGCUUCAGGCCAUCAAUGUUACAAUGGCAGGGAAGGAUAUAUUUCUGAUAAUGCCGACAGGUGGUGGGAAGAGCUUGUGCUACGAGCUGCCAGCUGUCUGCUCCACUGGAUUCACUCUGGUAAUCUGCCCAUUAAUCUCGUUGAUGGAAGAUCAACUAAUGGUCCUAGAACAAUUAGGCAUCCCAUCCACUAUGCUGAAUUCCAACAGCACCAAGGAGCAUAUAAAGUGGGUCCAUGACGAAAUGCUCAACAAGUCCUCCAAGUUGAAGCUCUUGUAUGUGACCCCAGAGAAGAUUGCUAAAAGUAAAGUCUUCAUGUCGAAGCUGGAAAAGGCGUACCACGCGGGAUGCCUAACCCGUUUUGCCGUAGAUGAAGUUCAUUGUUGCAGUCAGUGGGGUCAUGAUUUCAGGCCUGACUACAAGAGCCUCGGUAUCCUGAAACGUCAGUUCCCAAAUGCUCCAUUGAUUGGAUUGACAGCAACUGCAACAAGCAGUGUCUUGGAGGAUGUGAAAAAAAUCCUAUGCGUUCCCAAAUGCCUCACGUUUACAGCUUCCUUCAACAGACCCAAUCUGUUUUAUGAGAUCCGGAAAAAACCAUCAAGUUUUGAAGCCUGCAUCGAAGAUAUGGUCAGAAUCAUCAAUGGACGUUACAAAGGGAAAUCAGGAAUCAUCUAUUGUCUUUCUCAGAAAGAUACUGAGCAAGUCACCAUCAGUCUGCAAAAGCUUGGCAUUGAAGCUGGGUGUUACCACGCCAAUAUGGAGGCUACUGCGAAGAGUAAAGUUCAUAAGGACUGGACUUUAAACAAAAUAAAGGUUGUCGUGGCAACGGUGGCAUUUGGCAUGGGCAUCGACAAAGCCGAUGUACGAUUUGUGCUUCAUCAGACUCUCAGUAAAUCCAUGGAGAAUUACUACCAGGAGAGUGGGCGGGCAGGUCGAGAUGACCUAAAAGCCGAUUGCAUUCUGUACUUUGGGUUUAUGGAUAUCUUCAGGCAAAGCACGAUGGUGGUCAUGGAGAACGUAGGACUGCAGAAAGUUUAUGAGAUGGUGGCAUACUGUCAGGAUUCAAGAAGAUGUCGACGUGUGCAGAUAGCACAAUAUUUUGAUGAAGUCUGGGAUACAACAAAGUGCAACAAGAUGUGUGAUAACUGCAACAAUGCAACAUCAAAUACAAAGGUCAAUGUGACCAGUUACUGUGUUGAUCUGAUCAAAAUACUAAAACAAGCUGAGCAACUUGGUGAAAAGCUCACCCCACUGAAGUUAAUUGAAGCCUGGAAUGGGAAGGGUCCCUCUAAACUGAGGGUGGCUUCUGUAAGCCCUCCAGAUCUUUCCAGAAAUGAAAUGGAAGAAUUAAUUGUCCAUCUUCUUCUAGAACAAUACUUGAAAGAAGAUUUCAGCUUUACUGCAUUCGCCACAAUUUCGUACCUGAAGGAGGCACCCAAGGCUAACCUGCUGAGCAAUAAGAAGCAUGUCAUUUCCAUUCCUAUGCGAUUGAGAAAUAACGAGUUAGAUCCUUCUACUGAAGAAGUACCUGAAAAAGUCAAAAGCAUUCAGCAGGAAGAGACUGGGAAUAAGCGUAAACAGACUUCCACUGCAGGCAAAGUAACCUCCAACAAGAAAAGCAAGGUGCCAGAGGAUACACCACUCAUCCUGGAUUGAUUCGCCUCCACUAGAACAGGAGAGAUUGUCCCACUUCUGGAUUAAUCCAUCUCAGUUAUGGAACAGAGUGUGAGGAGAAGAGCGAUGCUAAAGAAGAUUAGAAAGCUUUCAGCAAAAGCAAGCUUGCCAAGAAGUCCUCAGCUGGAAAAAUAAAUGUUCAGAAGAGCCUAAAAUGCUGCAUAAGUAUGAUUAGUGAUCAUAAAUGUCAUUACAUGACAGUGCACCAGCUAAUGAUUCAGAACUCGGUGAAAAAACAAACAAGUCCACAAAACCUGAAGGAAGGCUAGUUGUCUGCGGUGUUCUGCAAUAUACAUAUUGUGAUCAUUGAAGCAUUCUAGACAUGUGGGAUAUUUUUUAAAGUCAUCCAUUCUUGCAAUAAUUGAGACCAACAAUAAGAUGGUGAAAACUGAUUGGACUGCUUUAAUAGAAAGCCAACACCUAAUAACGUGAAAGCCAUGUGGUAGAGGACCAGUAGAAAAGAUUACUCCCUUUUAGGAGGACAACUAGGAACUUGAACAAGUCGGUUUGAGGAAAUAAAUGCAUAAAAUUUCAAGCAAAAUGGAAGACAGCUAAUGGAAAAGGAGUCUUACCAAAAAAAAAGCUUAGCUUAAUGCUUACUAAAUGGACACUCAUGCUAUUUUCCACUCAUCAAUGUAAUGCUUUUUCACCCAGGCGAAUAUAAAGAUUUCACCUGAACGAUAAAUCUGUAUAACCUCUUGUGAACGCAUGACAAUAUAGUUUGCAACAAUGACAAAACCAACCAGAAUUAAUUUUUUGCAUUUUUUUGUAAAUAAAUGCCACAAAAUGUU